AUGCGCCCGCUCCCCCCGUCGCUGCACCAGAGCCUCUGCAAGCGCGCCCUCGAAACGCGCCACUGCCAGUGGGACGCGCACACGCCGUUCUUCCCGCCGCCUGCCGUCCCCUCACUCACCCCUUCGCUCCCGCCACUGCCCCUGCCGUCCUCACCAAUUUUGUCGGCAUCUCUCGCGGCGACGCCUGCGGCGCUAAUCCACAGCGAUGGCGGGAGUAACGGCGGACAUAGCGGCGGCCAUUGCGGCGGCCAUGACGGCGCCGUCCCGUCUACGGCGGUCCCGACCCCCGCCGCUAUCUCGUCCAUUUCUGCGCUCCCUCGGCCUUUAUCUUUCACCUCCGUUCCGUCGCUGCACGCGUCGCAGCCUUCGCCGACGUCGCAGCCGUCGCGGCCGUCGUCCGCGUCCUCGUCGCCCGAACUGUCGCAGCUCGUGCCGCGCUCGCCGUACCUGUCGGCGCCGGAGUCGCACUCCAUCCCGUCCAUGCACGCGCAUUGUGCGACUGUGCCGCAGUCGCCGCCGCCGUUGUCGGACAGACCGGCGCAGAGCCCUCCGCAGCAGCAGCAGCCUCAACAACAGCAAUCGCAACGUCAACAGGCGGAACAACAACAGGGGACGCCAGUUCAAGUGGGGAGUUAUCAUCAUAGCCGUUAUCAUCACAGCCCGUCGGCCCUUGCGCGGCACGGAGACCACGACUUACUCGUCGUUGCGCGCGUCGAGUCAGCCGGGCUCGUCGCGGGCGAGAAGCGCGCACUUCCGCCUGCCUACUUGGCGGCCGGAACAGGCGGCCCCGCGGAGAUCGCUCCGCAAUUGGCGGUAGAUGGAGGGUUCCCCCAGCAGAAGCGAUCGUGCCCGCUCCCCCCGACCUCCCGGAACGGCGAGCGCGGAGCGAUCCGCGCGGAUUUCAAGGGGAAAGCCGCCUGCACGGGGGACGCGCAGCUUCCGGAGAGCGACAGAGCAGCGCCGGCGCCGUUCAGAGUGGCAGCGCCGUUCGGAGGAACAGCGGUAGCAGCGCCGUUCGGGAGAGCAGUGGGAGCAGCGCCGUUCGGGGGAACAGCGGGAGCAGCGCCGUGCGCGGUAGCAUCGUUGUACGGGGGAGCAGCGGGAGCAGCGGCGUUCGCGGGAACAGCGGGACCAGAGGCGUUCGCGGGCGCAGGGGGAGCAGCGGCGUUUGCGGAAGCAGCGCCGUCCGCGGUAGCACCGUGCCACAGCAGCAGCACCCACACCCUCCUCGUUGCGCCCACCUUGUUCCGCUCCCCUCCUCUCGCCCCACACCCCCCUCCGCACCUCCCCGCUUCAACCUGCUCGUCCCCCCACGUUCUCUCUUCUCCUCGCGUCCUCUCCUCCUCUCCCCACAUUCUCGCCUCUCCCCCACUCACACCCUCCUGCUCGGCCACACCACCCCCAGCGCCCCACCUCGGCCUAUCACCUCUCCACAGCCAAGCCUUCCAGGCGAAACUCUCCGCUCCCCCCUCCGCCUUCUCCUCCCCUUAUUCCCCCGCGCUACCAGCAUAUCCCCUCGCCCCGCUACCGUCCCCUGCACAGCCCUCCCCGCUAAUACCAGCAGCAGCAGCAGCAGCAGCAGCAGCAGCAGCAGCAGCAGCAGCAGCAGCAGCAGCAGCAGCAGCAGCAGCAGCAGCAGCAGCAGCAGCAGCAGCAGCAGCAGGAGCAGCAGCAGCGGCGGCGGCAGCAGCAGCAGCAGCAGCAGCAGCAGCAGCAGCAGCAGCAUCAUGCAGCAUGGGCAGUCCGCACAAGGCGCAAGUACCAGGGAGUCCGGGAAUGCCUCCUGCGGGGCUCAGGGCAGCCACCAUCCUCUCCAUUAUGGGAGUGGACGGCAACCGUUUGGGCGUGGACGGCGGCCGUUUGGGCGCGGACGGCAACCGUUUGGGCGCGGACGGGUGCAGGGCUGAGGGCAGUGAGGAUGGCCACCGGGCCCACACUCACGCAGCGCACAGCAGCAGCAACCAAGCAGCUGCGAAAGCUGUCCCUUUCACGGCGUUCCUCCCAAUGCCCCUUCGCACUGCAGCCGCCACGCUGCCACUGCCCUCUGCCCGUGCCUACACCAUCCCUGCUCUCAAACCCAUGCCUAUGGGCCUUCACCCCAUCUCUCCUGGUGUGCGCCUCAUUCCCUCUGCUCCGCUCCCUGCCCUGCCAGUGCGGUGGGGUGUGGCAGCAGCAGCAGCAGCAGCAGCAGCAGCACCUGAAGUGGCAGCUCCUGCGGUGGUUGCGGGUGGAGGAACGACAGGUGGAGCUAACUUGAAACAAGUAGGCAUGCAAGCAGGCGUCGAGGCACCUGUCUCUGUGAGAUACGGAGCCACAAACGGGGGUCUCAGUGAGACUGGGUCUGAUGGGGCGGGUGGAACGGUCAGUGGUGCAUUAGGGGGAGUGCAGAUGAGGGGGGGGGAGCAGGUGGAGCAGAUAGGGAGAGAAGAGGAGGACAGUGAAGGGACCAGGUGUGCAGGAACCGUCGGCGAGGCAGGUGGUACAAGCGAAACGGCGGCAACACGUGAGGAGGAGGAGGAACUGAGGAGUGGCUGCGCAAGGGCUGGGGAGGGCUGCUCUGGUGGAGUUAUCCGCCAAGAAAUCUGCGAGGGAGGAGGAGGAAGCAAGCCUAACGCUGCAGCAGCUGAAGAUGAGGGCAAGGGCAUGGGCGAAGGGGAGGAUGUUGUUUGUGCGAGUGAACAGAAGGGAGUGUGGAACGGUAGGAGGGAGAAGCAAAGAGAGGUGGGUGUGAAAGAGUUGGAUAGUGUGGUGUGUCCUCAGCCCAACAUGGCGGAUGGUGUGGUGGAUAGUGAGGAUGGUGUGAACGGUGUGAACGGUGUGAAUGGUGUGAAUGGUGAGGAGGAUGGGGUGGUGGGGAUGGAUGGAGUAGGGGAGUUAGAUGACUGCAUGGAGAGUGUGGUGGAGCUCUGGGGCGAGCUGAAUGAUGCUGACAUUGCCAGCAUCUGCUUGUGA
Closterium sp. Naga37s-1 is the source of this 2952-nucleotide messenger RNA. The record is from the annotation of a GenBank genome assembly. NCBI's taxonomy places the organism in Eukaryota, Viridiplantae, Streptophyta, Zygnematophyceae, Desmidiales, Closteriaceae.